AUGCGCAAUAUGCCAACCGAAGCAGCCAAAGCCUACGGGCCACUGGUACUGAACGACCCCGAUAAGGCUGCAGUGGAUAUCGUCCUUAUUCACGGCCUUGGUGGAGAUCGAACAGGAACCUGGACAGAGCGUACGGCGGAUGCCGAACGAAUACCCUGCUUCUGGCCCAAGGACCUGCUUCCCAUCGAUCUGCCCGACGCGCGCAUCAUCACAUGGGGCUAUGCCGCAGCAACGAUCAAGGCGCUGAAUGUUGUAUCGAUUGCAAACCCAACGCAACACGCGGAGAAACUCUGCUCAGAGCUAGCAAGCCUCCGAGUUGGUGUCGUUGAUCGCCCGAUCCUCUUUGUCGCUCACAGUAUGGGAGGUAUAGUAGUCAAGAAAGCUCUUCUCAACUCGCAAGACUCCAACAUCGACAGCAUCGCGCCAUUGGUAGACGAUACACGUGGUAUCGUUUUCAUGGGUACGCCUCAUUGUGGCUCGAAGUCGGCUGAUAUAGCCUCUUUCCUCGCCAAAAUCGUUCGCGCCUGCAUCUUUCAACAAGCCAACACUUCGAUGAUCAACGAGUUGCAGAGCCAGAACCCGCAGCUCAAUGAACUUCAGGACCACUUCCAUCGGUUGCUUGUCAAGCGCAUGAAAGAAGAUAGCGCCAUAGAGGUGCGCUGCUUUUACGAGACACUACCUUUGGCCAGACUCGGAGAUGUCGUCGUUCCAGGUUACUCGGCUGCUCCGCCCGUUUUCGAGGGUUCAGUGGCGGUGGAUGCGAACCAUAUCGACAUGACCAAGUUCUCGAAAGAGGGAGAUCAGACGUACAAGAAUGUACUGGCGGAGCUGCGGCGAAUGAUCGAGUUGACGAAGGACAAGCGUAGAGACGAGAAUGACCUCAGCAUGCAAAAAGGCGAAGUUACCCACGUCGGCAACAACGAUCGAGGUGCCUUGGCCAACUACGGAAGUCAGACCAUCGGUACGGGUAAUGGAGGCUCAACCCAUUACGGUAAGUGA
Alternaria triticimaculans is the source of this 999-nucleotide messenger RNA. RefSeq lists its product as uncharacterized. Bases 1 to 999 code for a protein of 332 amino acids. The transcript is spliced from 3 exons. Lineage: Eukaryota; Fungi; Ascomycota; Dothideomycetes; Pleosporales; Pleosporaceae. The record is from RefSeq and is a predicted model, not a curated record.